AUGGCUCUCACUCGUAUCUUCGUUAUAGCCUCAUUGCUUCUCUUCUCAUUGCUUACCGUUGCCACUGCUAGUGAUUAUGGUUAUGGCACCAACCCUGAGAGUGACAAAGCAAAGUCUCAAGGUUACGCUUCUCAAUCAUACAUUGAGAAGUUGAAAUCUGAGUUAAAGGGUUACAGUUCCAAAGUAGAAGAUAAUGACAACACGUUGAGAAAGCUCAAGGCUGAGGAGAAGGGUUAUGAUUCUAAGUCAGAUAGCAUUGGUUAUGGUUCCAAACCGUAUACUGAGAAGUCAAAGCUUAAUGGUAAGGGUUACGAUUCCAAGCCAGAAGCUAAUGGUUAUGACACUAAACUGUACGUUGAGAAAUCAAAGCAUGAGCAAAAGGGUUACAAUUCCAAGCCAAAUGUCAAUGGUUAUGGCUCCAAACCAUAUGUUGAGAAGUCAAAGUCUGAGGGUUACGAUUCCAAGCCAAAUGUUAAUGGUUAUGGCUCCAAAUCAUUUGCUGAGAAGACAAAGUAUGAGGAAAAGAAUUACGAUUCAAAGUUAGAAGGUAAUAGUUAUGAUUUCAAGCAAUAUGUUGAGAAAUCAAAACAUGAGGAUAAGGGUUACGGUUCUAAGCCAGAAGAUAAUUGUUAUGGAUCCAGUCCUAAGGACAAUGAAUAUGUUUCCAAGUAUGAAGGUAAUGGUUAUGAAUUAAAACCAAAUAGUAUCGACCUUGGCCGUAAAUCAGCACCAACUGGUUGCUAA
Mangifera indica (mango) is the source of this 744-nucleotide messenger RNA. RefSeq lists its product as uncharacterized. The record is from RefSeq and is a predicted model, not a curated record. The transcript is spliced from 3 exons. Lineage: Eukaryota; Viridiplantae; Streptophyta; Magnoliopsida; Sapindales; Anacardiaceae. Bases 1 to 744 code for a protein of 247 amino acids.